AUGCUCUUCUCUCUCGCAGUCGUCCCCGCCCUCUUCUUUGGCUUCGCCGCCGCCGCCGCGGUCAGCAACGCUGAGAAGCGCGGCGUGACGGACCCGACAAACCCGCAGAACCUCAUCAACUGCCCGCCCAACGGUGGUGCCGACGGCUGCCACCUCGAGACGAAGUGCGACCGCAUCCGCAUCAACUACGGCUACUCGUUCAACGGGCACUAUAUCUGGUACAACUACAACAUCAACGACGUUCCGGAUGGCAAGCGCAUUGAGAUCGAUAACGAGGGGACGUGCUAGACUCUCAAAGUGGAGGGAGACGGACUGUAUUUAUUCUUGUGUAUCAAUCGAAUGAGCGCGGCGAUGUCGAGCUCAUCAAGUCUGACUUGCUACUCGACGAUCUCGAUGAUACUGCCUGACGAGACGAACCCUGCACUGACGCUCAUCGUUGGUCGAGUAGAUGACAGAUGGGGAUGUGAGCAUAGAGCCUGCAGUUUCGUCAAAAUCGGGAAAGGGCUCAAGCUGCAGUCCGCGUCCAUUCGAACGAGGGCCGGGGGUAGACGGCAACAGAGUUUGGG
Messenger RNA from Schizophyllum commune H4-8, 566 nucleotides. RefSeq lists its product as uncharacterized. NCBI's taxonomy places the organism in Eukaryota, Fungi, Basidiomycota, Agaricomycetes, Agaricales, Schizophyllaceae. Bases 1 to 288 code for a protein of 95 amino acids. The record is from RefSeq and is a predicted model, not a curated record. The transcript is spliced from 3 exons.